Rhineura floridana is the source of this 4227-nucleotide messenger RNA. RefSeq names its product zinc finger protein 585B-like. NCBI's taxonomy places the organism in Eukaryota, Metazoa, Chordata, Lepidosauria, Squamata, Rhineuridae. Gene Ontology annotation, biological process: regulation of transcription by RNA polymerase II. Gene Ontology annotation, molecular function: DNA-binding transcription factor activity, RNA polymerase II-specific; RNA polymerase II cis-regulatory region sequence-specific DNA binding. The transcript has 5 exons. The record is from RefSeq and is a predicted model, not a curated record. Bases 241 to 2838 code for a protein of 865 amino acids.
AUGCUCAAGGGGUUAAGCGGAGAGAGCGCUCGUUCCUAGAGAGGAUCAGAUAAAGAUGUGAGAUCUGGAAGUGCAAAAAACAACAACAAUAGAGCCUCCUUCCUGUCCCGCCCCGCCCCCCUUUUCUGGAUGUUGGAAUUUGACACAAUCUGGCAGAAAUUUGGGAUUUGCCGAAGAGGUUGCAAUGCAAAGGUUGCGAGGAGCGGGUGAGUUAAAGGUUUUCCUCUUCGCAAACCCAACAUGAUCUCUCGACUUGACCAUGGAGAAGAUCUUUCAGCCAAGAAGGAAAGAGAGACGCUAUUGGAUAGUGGAAUUGAGUUUCCUGAUGUGAUAAUAAAGGUGGAACAAGAAGAGGAACUGUGGCUGUCGGAGAAAUCAGAAGAAGCAGCAAAUCUGUUGAAUCCAUCUCUCCAGGAAAAAGAAAGUGUACCCUCAGGAUUUCCUGCUGUGGUAAUAAAGAAGGAAGAAGAUGAAGGUCUGUGGGUACUGUGUCACCAGGGCUCUGAGGAAAAUGAAACUGCCCACUCGGAAGAGGGCCACAACAAAAGCUAUGCAGAAGAGAAGGAGAAUAAAUGCUCAGAGUGUGGGAAAAGCUUCACACAGAGAUCUAGCCUUAUCAGACAUGAGAAAACGCACACUGGAGAGAAGCCAUACGAAUGCUUGGAGUGCGGGAGAAGCUUCAGUCAGAGGUCUAUCCUGACCCGACAUGAGAGAACUCAUACAGGGGAGAAACCGUACACAUGCUCGGAGUGUGGGAAGAAUUUCCGCCACAAGUCGGCGCUUCUCAGGCAUGAGAAGAUGGAAGCCGGGGAGAGGCCGUACGAAUGCUCCCACUGUGGAAAGGGCUUCAUUCAGAGGUCAAACUUCCUCAUCCACGAGAGAAUCCAUACUGGUGAGAAACCGUACCUGUGCUCGGACUGUGGGAAAAGCUUUGUUCAAAGGUGGCACCUUCUUGUCCAUGAGAUGACGCAUAAGCCAGAGGAGUCCUAUCAGUGCACGAAGUGCGGGAAGAGAUUUAAUCACAGCUUAAACCUUGUUGUUCAUGAAAAGAGCCAUGUGGGAGAGAAAAUGUAUCCAUGUUCUGACUGUGGGAAAAGCUUCACACAGAGAUCUAGCCUUGUCAGGCACAAGAAAACCCACACUGGGGAGAAGCCACACAAAUGCUCAGAGUGUGGGAGAAGCUUCAGUCAGAGGUCUAUUCUGACCCGACAUGAGAGAACUCAUACGGGAGAGAAACCAUACAAAUGUUCGGAGUGUGGGAAGAAUUUCCGCCACAAAUCAGCACUUCUCAGGCAUGAGAAGAUGGAAGCCGGGGAGAGGCCAUAUAAGUGCUCCCACUGUGGAAAGGGCUUUAUUCAGAGGUCCAACUUUCUCAUACAUGAGAGAACCCAUACUGGUGAGAAACCAUAUAAAUGCUCAGAGUGUGGGAAAAACUUUGUUCAGAGGUCGCACCUUCAUGUCCACGAGAUGACGCAUAAGCCAGAGGAGCCCUAUCAGUGUUCAAAGUGUGGGAAGAGGUUCAACCACAGCUUAAGCCUUGUUAUCCAUGAAAGAAGCCACACGGGUGAGAAACCAUAUCAGUGCUCCAGCUGUGGGAAAAGCUUCAUUGACAAAUCGAGCCUUAUCAGGCACGAGAGGGCACAUAGAGGAGAGAAGCCAUAUACAUGCUCCGACUGUGGGAAACACUUCAGUUAUAGGUCAGCCCUCAUCAGACACAAGAAAACCCAAGCAGGAGGGAAGCCAUAUUGGUUCUCAGCCUGUGGGAAAAGCAUCAUUUGCAAAUUGAAGCAUCUCGCACAUGAGAGAACUCAUAAUGGAGAGAACCUAUAUAAGUGCUCCUACUGUGGAAGAGCCUAUAACCUGAAGUACAAGCUUCUCAUCCAUGAGCGAACUCACACAAGAAAGAAACCGUAUCAGUGUUCAGAGUGUGGGAAAAGCUUCAGCCAGAGAUCCAACUUCAUUGUGCACCAACGGACCCACACGGGAGAAAAACCACAUAAGUGCUCUGACUGUGGGAGGCCCUUCAACGAUGGGCGAAACCUCAUGAAGCACAAGAAGACGCACACAGGAGAAAAACCCUACAAAUGCUGCAUCUGCGGGAAAAGCUUCACUAACAAAUCGAGCCUUGUCGUCCACAAGAGGACCCACACGGGAGAGAAACCGUACAAAUGCUCAGAUUGCGGGAAAGGCUUCACCAGCAAAUCGAGCCUGAUUAAACAUGAAAGAACCCACACGGGGGAGAAGCCCCAUACAUGCUCAGAUUGUGGGAAAAGCUUCAUUCAAAGGUCAAACCUCCUCAGGCACAAGAGGACCCACAAAGGAGAGAAAACGGAUCAGUUCUCAGAUGGCGGGGAAAGUUCCAGGUGCAACUUGACUUUGAUUAGAUGCAUGGGAGCCCACAUAGAAGAGAAACCAUAUAAAUGUGCAGAAUGUGGGAAAAGCUUCAGUGAAAGACGAAACCUCAUAGUGCAUGAGAGGACCCACACGGGGGAGAGACCAUAUAAAUGUACGCACUGUGGGAAAACAUUCACCAACAAAACGACGCUCAUGGUCCACAAGAGGACACACACAGGGGAGAAACCGUAUAAAUGCUCAGACUGUGGGAAAAGCUUCCCUUACAAAUCAAGCCUGAUUAAGCACGAGAGGACCCAUACUGGAGAGAAGCCAUACAAAUGUGCAAGUUGUGGGAAAGGAUUCAACCAAAGUGCCAAUUUGCUUGCGCACGAGAGAACCCACACGGGAGAGAAGCCAUUUAAAUGCUCAGACUGUGGGAAAAGUUUCAGUGACAGAUCAAAUCUUAUUAGACACCAGAAGAGUCAUAGUGGAGAGCAACUCUAGCAAGGCUCAUGCUCUGGUAUCUCUGAUAGAGCCUUUUCUGGACUAUACAAUUAUAGACCGCUGGUGGGGUGGUGUUGACCUAUUUGAAUGCUCCCAAAUUUGUGUGUGGAGGAACCUCCCUGUACAUAGAAAAUCAGCACAUCAAGAAAAUAUUCUCUGACAUGCUAUUUUUCUAUCUGCAGGGAAUUUCAGAUACGGAAGAACUCUCCCCCCUCCCAGGAGCCUGUAGCAGUUCAGUCCAGAAAUCUUUUUUUACUGUUGAUUAACUAGUGUUAAUCCACUAGAUUGGUGGAUCUUUAGUUCCCCAUCUCCCAGGCAUCAUUCGUGAGUUCUAAGUUGUUAAUGCGUACAUUCUGUUACCUUCUGACUUUUUGCUUUUCCUGUAUAGCUUCCUGAAAGUAUUUCUGAAUGAAAUUUUUUAACUCUAUUAGUAGUGUAAAGUUCCCACCGGGGAAUUAACUGUAUGAAUAACAGAGAAAGUGCACAGGCAAAGAAAACUUGAUUUGGCUAUCUAUAUAAAUUGGUGUGGAACAGGUUUAUCGUAGGGUGAUAUAAAUUGGUGUCAGAUGAUAGAACAGGAAAAAGGGGAAAGCUAUUGUAUAACUCCAUUCUUGCAGAUCUGAAAUUAGGUAUUUUCUGGGAAAAUCCUGCUCCAACAAUUGCCGAUCUUUUGCCAUCUAGAAACCUACACAUAGUUUGGAUUCCCCUGCCCAGUGGUGCCACCGCUGCUGAACCACCUGAAGAUAAAGCAACUGGGAGAGGCAUAUGCCCUUCAAGUCGUAACAGGGUUGUUGCAUCAAAUAGCCACUUCCAGAUGUUGGGAUGGUGAUUCCCCGGGGUCUGUAGCUUGGAUCCUGCAUGUGAGGAUGCAGCAGACUGUUUUGCAGUACCCUACUAGAUGUAUCCUUUGUUCAUUGGUGUAGAAUCCUGCAGAUCUGCUCCGAAGCAGAUCCACCUUUAAAAUCCUCAUGGCUGAAGAACAUCCAUUGAGGGGAUCAAGGGAGUGAAUUGAUAAAAUUCUCUUUCAAAUAUUUGAUGAAAGUUUUCUUUUGUUUUUUAAUCAGGAGUCUCCAUUUGGAGCUUUCCUUUGAUAUUAAAGGAUAAAGAAUAGCAUUGUUAAAAAUCUGGGUUUAAACUUAAUUUAACAGUAAGGGAUUGUGUUUAUGCCACAAUUCCUGGGGAGAACAAUAAAAGUACAGAAUGCGAUGCUGGGCCCAGCCAUCAGUUUUCAUAUUUUGGGUGUUGCCCAGUUUAUGUUAAGCCGUUGUUAUUCUCUGCCUUAUAUUUUAUUGUUUUAUUGUUACUGGAAGCUGCCCAGACAACUUUGCUUUUGGGCGGCAUAUAAAUAUUACUGUUUAAAUAAACUUUUUUAAAAAUAGAAAAAUUAAA